AUGAGUUCAAAACUUGUAAAAUAUGGUAAUUGGUCACAAGAAUCAUUAAAAAUGGCAUUACGUGCAGGACACCCGACAACACUCUCAGCUUUUCAAGAAAAAGAGCUCGUAGAAGUUCUUCUGACCAUGUCACAGAGAUUGUUUGGUUUGUCUCCAAAAGAUGUAAAACAAAUGGUAUUUCAGUUUUGUGAAGAAAAUAGAAUUAUUCACAAAUUUAAUUGUGAAACUAAGUCAGCAGGAAAAGAAUGGUUUAGGGGUUUUUUGAAACGCCAUAAUGAACUCUCUGUCAGAGUUGCUGAGUCAACGUCAUUGCAUCGAGCCAUUGGUUUUAAUAGAAUAAAAGUUAAUCGUUUUUACGAUGAACUAGAAAAAAUGUUUAAUGCUAAUGGGAUGCAGAUUAUUCCACCAUCAAACUUAUUCAACGUAGAUGAAUCUGGAUUGUCUAUUUGCCAUAAACCAGGAAAAAUUGUUGCUCUUAAGGGAAAACACAGUGUUGGUGGCUUAACAAGCUCCGAAAGAGUCCAGCCUCAGUCAAGAAACCAACCAGUGCUUCUAAUUUUAGAUGGACAUUCAAGUCAUAAAAAAAAUCUUAGUGUUAUUAAAAAAGCGCGCCACUCAAUUGUUAUUAUUUUAUCGCUUCCAUCCCACUGCACCCACAAACUGCAACCACUUGAUGUUUUGUUUUUUAAAAGCCUCAAAAUAUUCUAUGAUCAGGAGGUUAGUACUUGGCUUCGUCACCAUCCUGGUCGUCCAGUAACUGAACUAGAGGUUGGUGAAUUAUUUGGAAAAGCCUAUGGGAAAGCUGCAACUGUUCAAAAUUGUCAGUCAGGGUUCAAAAAAUGUGGAAUAUAUCCAUUUGAUAGAAAUGUGUUUACUGAAGAAGACUUUGCUGCAGCCAAGGCUACUGAUCACUUGUAUGUUGUAUCAAAAAUUUCAAAACCAAAUAAUACCUCUGAAAUGCACCCUACUCUCAACAAUGGGUUAGACUCUGCUAAAGAAUUAGAUAAUAUUGAUUUUGUUACAGAUUGUGUUAUUGACACUCAAAAAGAAUCUAUUUCACCAAAUUCAUCAUUUACACUUCAGAAGUCAUCAGAAUUAGCCACCUCACACGAUGAAACCUCACAACCUUAUGGUGUUACAUUCGGAUCACUAGCUGGACUUGACAUUAAAAAUGCAAAGCGAGCAGGUAUAAGAAGGAGGGUAAAUCAUGCUGAAAAAAUUACUGGAUCACCAUAUAAAUCUCAGCUAGAGGAAUCUUUAAACUUGAAAUAUAAGAACAGACAGCCACGUAAAAAGUGCAUUAAAAAAAGUAUAUCUACUCAUCAAAAGACGUGUUUGAAAAACCUUGAUGCUAAAGGUGCGAUUAAUAAACAACUUUGUGCAAAGUGUCAAUACAGUUAUGGUGAUCCUGUCGAUCUUUAUUUAAAAGAUAAUUGGGAUAAAUGCCUUAAAUACUGUAGAUGGUGGCAUGAAACAUGUGCUGCUAUAUGUGGUGUUUAUACUAAAAAAAGUAUUUACUUGUGAUGACUGUAUAAAGCACUGAUUCUUAAAAAAAAAGUUUUA
Messenger RNA from Hydra vulgaris (swiftwater hydra), 1563 nucleotides. NCBI's taxonomy places the organism in Eukaryota, Metazoa, Cnidaria, Hydrozoa, Anthoathecata, Hydridae. The record is from RefSeq and is a predicted model, not a curated record.